Molecule: messenger RNA, 381 nt
Organism: Danaus chrysippus (African queen)
Lineage: Eukaryota; Metazoa; Arthropoda; Insecta; Lepidoptera; Nymphalidae
Source: the annotation of a GenBank genome assembly
AUGAACACCACGCUACAUAACAACAAAUUAUUCAUCUUCGUGAGUGCAAUGGCUUUGCUGUUUACAAUCGCAGCAUCCGUGCCGAUGCAAGAAGAGGAACAAGUGGAGAAUGCUCUGGUGCCUCGCGCCGAUGAUGACUCCGACAUGUCAGUGCCCUGGGAUGCUCUUAAUACUGCUGCACUCCGCAAAUUGCUGCUUCAACUUGAUGCUGAUGAUAGACUGAACAUGGGUCGUGUGGGUCGCUCGUGGCCCCAAGCCGAGCCUCGUGGCUGGGGACUUCGGGCUAUAGACGGCAGGCUGGCUCGACAGUGGCGCGCCGACAAAAGACAAGUUCGCUUCCGACAAUGCUACUUCAACCCAAUCUCCUGCUUCAGGAAGUAA